ACGUUGUUCGUGGAUUCUCGACCACGCUCUUUAUUUACCGCGCCAUUCCCCUCUGCAUCUCCGUUGGCGGCGCACUUCCCGAUCUCCCUCUCUCACAGAACUUGACGAGAAUUCUCCCAACAUCGUGAGCAUGGAUCAAAAGGGAGGCGCCUCAGAAGGCGCCCGCAACGCGGAUCCCGCCGAGCCCAGUGCCCCGCGCCCUGGGGUUCCGGAACGCACCGAGUCGGGUCUUCCGCCGCACCUUCGCCCUUCUGUUGUCGGUGUGCCCGUCACUCCUGGCAUCGCGCACGGGACCUACGAAGCCGAGACGAGGGCCAAGUCGGGCGCCGAUGGCGGAGAGAGUGGUAAACCGGAAGCCAGCUACUUCUCGAGGCGCGACGUCGACCAUGCGAUCGCGGAAUCGCCCGCCCCCGAUGCUACGAACCAAGAGGGCCAGUCCUUCGAGACCAAGCUCGAAGUCGGCAGACAAGAGGGCUCUAACUAUAUGCGUCGCGUGAGCAUUGCGGCCAUGGGAGGGCCUGCCGACGGUCCUUCUUCCUCCAGCAAUCCCCCGGACGGCGUUUUCAGCACACCCACUAGGGAGACCUUGGCCGAGAUUCGAGCCAUCUCCCCAGAUUUGGCGCUCACUGGGAACAUCAUCUCGGCUACAUUCAAUAUUCCACACUCUCUCAAGUAUCGCAAGGGUGCCGACUGGGAAUUGACUCCGCGCCGGGGCCAAUCGGCCUUAUUUGAUUCGUUCUCGUACCUCUCCUCCGACGAUUCGCCCUGGAACCACACGGUUGUUGCGUGGACUGGCGAAAUCGAGCAGUCGGCCGAGAUCUCCCCGCCGGACACUCCGCCGAGCACGACGCUCAAUGUUCGCCCGCUCAAUGUCCUCUCGAAGCCCGUGCCCGUCCAUGUGGACGCCAAGCGUCCCCCAACGCCUCCCGUGGUGGACGGCCUGUGGAUCCCAAAGGAGGACAUGCAGCGCCUGGAGAACCAGCUGUCGCACAAUAAGAACAUCAAGACUGUUCCCGUCUGGCUCGCCGACGAUGCCGAGGGCCACGACGACGGCAUCCGGCUGAGGGACCAGGCCCGAUGGAGGCGCUACGCCGAGCACGAACUCUACACUCUCUUCCACUACAAGCAACAUGAGCCGACGGACGGGCGCGCUGAGCGGGUGCAGUGGGCCGAUUACUUCCGCAUGAACCAGAAGUUUGCCAACAAGAUUCUCGAGAUUUACAAGCCGGGCGACAUUGUCAUCGUUCACGAUUACAACUUGAUGCUGCUCCCCAGCAUGCUGCGGCAGCGCGUCCCGCACAUGUACAUCGCAUUCUUCCUGCACUGCCCCUUCCCCAGCAGUGAGUUCCUCCGCUGCCUCCCGCGGCGCAAGGAGGUUCUGGAGGGCGUCCUGGGCGCCAACUUGGUUGGCUUCCAGAGCUACAGCUAUUCCCGGCACUUUGCCAGCUGCUGCACGCGCGUCCUCGGCUUCCCCUCCGAUAGCACCGGCGUGGACGCCUACGGAUCCCGCGUUGAAGUUGGCGUCUUCCCCAUUGGCAUUGACGCCACCAAGGUCGCCCGACUCGCAUGGACCGACUCGGUCACCGAGAAGUACGCGGCCCUCAAGAAGAUGUACGCCGGCAAGAAGAUCAUUGUCGGCCGCGAUCGUCUGGACAGCGUCCGGGGGGUUGCACAGAAGCUCAUGGCGUUUGAGCGAUUCCUCGAGAUGUUCCCCGAGUGGCGUGACAAGGUGGUUCUCAUCCAGGUCACUUCUCCCACCAACAUCGAAGAGGAGAAGGAGGACGCCGAGAAUAAGAUCUCGAGCCGCGUCAACGAGCUGGUCAUGAAAAUCAACGGCGCCUACGGUUCUCUUGGCUUCUCUCCCGUGCUGCACUAUCCCCAGUACAUCAGCCAGGAUGAGUACUUCGCCCUGCUGCGGGCGGCUGAUAUCGGCCUCAUCACCUCGGUGCGGGAUGGCAUGAACACCACGUCUCUGGAAUACGUGAUUUGCCAGCGCCAGUCCGCAGGCCCGCUCAUUCUUUCCGAGUUUAGCGGCACUGCUGGCUCGCUGAAGGACGCCAUUCACAUCAACCCCUGGAACCUCACUGCCGUGGCCGAGCAGAUCAACAAUGCCCUCACCAUGCCGCAGGACAGGCGCCAGGCCAUGGAGCAGAGCCUUCUCUCUCAUGUCACCAGCAAGAAUGUGCAGUUCUGGAUUGCCGGCUUCCUGCGCCGUUUGAUCACCAUCCUCGGCAGCAGAAAGAGCGUAACCGUCACGCCUCUCCUUGACCGGUCGGCCAUGCUCCGCAAGUACCGCGCCGCCAAGAAACGGCUGUUCAUGUUCGACUAUGAUGGCACGCUGACGCCCAUAGUCCGGGAGCCGAGUGCCGCAAUUCCCUCGGAGCGCGUCAUCACCAGCCUGAAGGCGCUGGCUGCGGAUCCCCGAAAUGCCGUCUGGAUCAUCUCGGGCCGCGAUCAGGAGUUCCUUACUCAACACCUUGGUCACAUCAAGGAGCUUGGCUUCAGCGCAGAGCACGGCAGCUUCAUGAGGCAGCCAGGCGCCACUGAGUGGGAGAACCUUGCCGACAAGUUUGAUAUGGGCUGGCAGAAGGAGGUGCUCGCAGUUUUCCAGAAGUACACCGACAGGGUGCCCGGAUCUUUUAUCGAGCAGAAGCGGUGCGCUCUCACCUGGCACUACCGCCUGGCCGACCCCGAGCAGGGAGUGCACAUGGCGCGCGAGUGCCACCACGAGCUGGACAAUACGGUCGGCCGGAAGUGGGACGUCGAGGUCAUGGCCGGCAAGGCUAAUCUCGAGGUUCGUCCGACCUUCAUCAACAAGGGGGAGAUCGCCAAGCGUCUCGUCAACACGUACAACGCGGAGCUCCGAAAAGCCGCUUCUGCAGGCGAAGCCGCCACCGGCGAGGACGCGCCUCCGAAUAAGAUCGAGUUCGUCCUCUGUAUGGGGGAUGACUUCACCGACGAGGACAUGUUCCGCGCCCUCAACGGGCUGCUCGAGCCCGCCAAGGGCCAGACGGAGCCCGAGGUGGAGACGGAGCAAUGUUUCACAGUCACGGUGGGCGCGAGCACCAAAGUCACGCUGGCCCGCUGGCACCUACUCGAGCCUGAGGACGUCAUUGAGUGUGUGGCGCUCCUUGCCGGGGUCGGGGGAGGUGGCACGGGUACGACCAAUGGUGGCGUGCUGAGCAUGGGCGAGGUCAACCUGGCAGCGCUGAGCGCCGUCGAGGACCACAUCCCCGAUCCGCUGUGACUGGCCCGCUCACGGCGGCUUGGGCGGGUGAAGAGCAAGAUUGUAGUUUGUUUUUCUUUUCUGCUGCUAAGGCUGGUGGGAUCCUCGCCCGUGGUGACGGUUGGUGUUUCUUUUUGGGGGGUUGCUGGGGAAAUAGCGCCUUGGUUUUUUUUUUUUAUUACUUCUCUUAGCGAUGACUUAAAGCUUGCGUGCAUGAAGAAGGGUUUGAGCAUGACAUGUGCCUGCCCGGUACGAGGGGGGCUCGGCUUGCCUGUCGCAAGCAUGGAUGGGACAUAGAGCUCGCUUCGCUUCCUGUCGUUAGAUGACGGGAAGCUCUCCUAUUGUUAGCCCCUGCCCCCAGCAGGGCUUGCGUUGCAUUUCUUGUCACGAAUAGAGGCGUACGACAUGUCCUCAAUGCAGAACACGCUUUGCACCCUCUGGGAAGAAUAUGGUGAUUGCCCGCUUUUCUGGAUUGACGUUCGGACUGUGCUGCCACUAAUUAGGUCAAGCACCUAGGUUCGUGGGCUUGGUAUUGCCGGGAGCCUAAGCUUCAACCACAUCGAUUCAUCUAUCCGCG
This is a messenger RNA of Thermothelomyces thermophilus ATCC 42464, 3803 nucleotides long. RefSeq names its product glycosyltransferase family 20 protein. The record is from RefSeq and is a predicted model, not a curated record. The coding region runs from base 131 to 3247 and encodes 1038 amino acids. Gene Ontology annotation, cellular component: cytosol; alpha,alpha-trehalose-phosphate synthase complex (UDP-forming). Gene Ontology annotation, biological process: fungal-type cell wall organization; trehalose biosynthetic process; cellular response to heat. Lineage: Eukaryota; Fungi; Ascomycota; Sordariomycetes; Sordariales; Chaetomiaceae. The transcript has 3 exons. Gene Ontology annotation, molecular function: catalytic activity.